Molecule: messenger RNA, 1330 nt
Organism: Nymphaea colorata (pocket water lily)
Lineage: Eukaryota; Viridiplantae; Streptophyta; Magnoliopsida; Nymphaeales; Nymphaeaceae
Product: subtilisin-like protease SBT3.8
Biological process (GO): proteolysis
Molecular function (GO): serine-type endopeptidase activity
Source: RefSeq, a predicted model, not a curated record
AUGUACGAACUUGACACGACAAGAAGCUGGGAUUUACUGGGCCUCACACCUGGGACUCCAAACACUCUUCUGUCCGAUGCCAACUAUGAUGAAGAUGAGAUAAUUGGAGUAAUGGGCACAGGAAUCUGGCCGGAGCCGGAAAGCUUCAGCGACGAGGUAGGACCAGUGCCACCAACAUGGAAAGGCGUGUGCCAGGAAGGAAUGCGCUUCAACGCCUCAAACUGCAACAAGACGAUAAUUGGUGCUCGCUUUUUCCUAAACGGGAUCAGUGCCGUCCAUGAAUCAGGCCAGGCGCAGCAGUCGCCUGCUGAACGAGGCUCGGAGUUUCUGUCUCUGAGGGACGCUGAUGACCACGGGACUCACACUGUCUCCACUGCGGCCGGCUCUUUCGUGCGCAACGAUAGCUGGGGCGGACUUGGCCACUGCUUGGAGAGAGGAGGAGCUCCUCGUGCUCGCUUGGACAUCUACAAGGCUGCCAGCAGGGGUCAAGGCGCCUGCAGUUCCGCAGACAUGUUGGCUGCCUUUGAUAGUGCCAUAAGUGAUGGCGUAGAUAUUGUCUCCGUUUCAGUGGCCAGAAAUAAUAUAUCGAUUGGUGCAUUUCAUGCAGUGGCUAGAGGAAUCACUGUCGUGAGUUCGGCCGGAAACUCUGGGCCCAGCCCCCAGAAGGUCGGGAAUACGGCGCCUUGGAUCAUAACAUUGGCUGCUAGCACCGUUGAUCGUUCGUUUCUUACUGUCGUAACUCUCGGAAACAACAGGACGCUCAUUGUCAUAUGUGUAGAUUCUGGAACCAACCCACAAGUCUAUUUGUCAACUGUUUCUAAAAGAAUUCCAACUGUAAAGCUGAGCUCCCCGACUAGCGCAGUGGGAAGGGUAACCUCUCCAAAGGUGGCUGCUUUCUUCUCCAGAGGCCCUAAGUCCUUAUCUGUAGACGUUCAGAAGCCUGAUAUGGCUGCUCCAAGAGUUGAUAUUCUAGCCGCAUGGGUUGAAGAUGUCCCCUACCGCUUCAGUUCCGGAACAUCAAUGGCUUGCCCUCACUUAUCUGGAAUUGCAGCAAUGCUCAAGUCUUUGCAUCCCACUUGGAGCCCUGCUGCCAUAAAAUCUGCCAUUGUCACCACAGCCUCUACCGUGGAUGAAUAUGGUAAUCCAAUCAUAGCAGAAGGGAACCCACGCAAGCUUGCAGAUCCAUUUGAUUAUGGAGGUGGCCAUGUUAAUCCAAACGAGGCAACAGAUCCAGGCCUCAUUUACGAUAUGGCAGUUGCAGAUCAUGUGCAGUUCCUAUGUUAGGUUACAGCAAGUCCACCAUCAAAGCCAUACCAGGACUUGCAACAUC